This is a messenger RNA of Pyricularia oryzae 70-15, 1109 nucleotides long. Its product is annotated as caleosin domain-containing protein. Gene Ontology annotation, molecular function: monooxygenase activity; calcium ion binding. Bases 83 to 880 code for a protein of 265 amino acids. The record is from RefSeq and is a predicted model, not a curated record. NCBI's taxonomy places the organism in Eukaryota, Fungi, Ascomycota, Sordariomycetes, Magnaporthales, Pyriculariaceae. The transcript has 3 exons.
CAGUCAAUGCUCCAAAAUAGUCAAAGUCAAAUCCGAAAAAAAAAGAGAAUCAAUAAAUGAGAUUCUCCCCCAGACUAGGCAAAUGAAGAUGCAACCACUUUCCAACGAACAAGUGCAAAAACUUUCCAACUACGACACUCUCGCCCAGGCUGAUGACGCCCAGCCCGCUAUCGUGACCUCCAUCCCCGAGGUCCCCAUAACCGAGGCCCGCAAGCCAUGGCAGCCCGAGGAUGAGGAUCGGCUGCCCCGUCCCGGAGUGGGCCGCGCCAACAUCGCCGCGACCUACGAUCAGCCCGAGGGCACGACCGAGGGGGACUAUGCGGCAAAGCACAGCGAUCAGACCGUGCUGCAGCAGCACCUUGAGUUCUUUGACAGGGACCGCGAUGGCAUCAUCUGGCCGCGCGACACCUUUAUCGGCUUCUACCGGCUGGGCUUUGGUGCCGUGCUGUCCUUCCUGUCCAUUUUUGUCAUCCACAGCAACUUCUCCUACGCGACGGGGGACUCGUGGAUCCCGGACCCCAUGUUCCGCAUCAACCUGUCCAAUAUCCACAAGGACAAGCACGGCAGCGCGUCGGGUGCCUACGACGCCGAGGGCCGCUUCGUGCCGCAGAGGUUCGAGGACCUGUUUGCCAAGCACGCCCAGGGGCGCGACUACAUGACCGCCCGGGAUGUGGUGAACCUGCUCAAGGGGCAGAGGAUGAUUGCGGAUCCGGUUGGUUGGUUCCAUGCGUUUAUUGAGUGGACGGCUACUUAUUACAUGCUGUGGCCCGAGGACGGCCGCAUGAAGAAGGAGGAUGUCAGGGGGGUUUUUGAUGGCAGCAUAUUCUACACCAUUGCAGCCAGGCGGGAGGAAAAGAUGGAUGAGGCAAAGCGCAGAUGAGAAUUGGGAUUGUUUGCAUGAACAAAGCCUGCCAACGAAAAAAGACAUUCUUGAAUGAAAAUAACUUGAAAGUACAAGGUAUCGAAUACCUAGAAAUAAAAAUCUUGCCAAAAACUCUCACAAGACAAGGGGUAUCUCCUGAAAACAAAGAAAGGCGUGACUGCCAAAAAAUACAUGGUCAAGGUCGUGGGACUCAUUAUCAAUCUGCCGCUACUUUGUGUUCCUGUUU